AUGGAAUUCGAUAAUAUACCUCUUGAUAAUGAUUCUAAUAAUGAAAAUAAAAUUUUAUCAUCAUCAUUAUUAGACGAAAUAACUUGUGCAAUCUGUUUGGAUAUAUUUGAAGAACCAAAACGAACAUCAUGUUUACAUGUAGCUUGUCGUCGAUGUUUAGAAGAAUAUCAUCAUUCAUGUAAAAAUGAAAUGGAUAUUGCUACUUGUCCACAAUGUCGAGCAUCAUCAAUUCAUUUACCUAAUGGUGAUGCUAGUUGUCUUCCACCAGCAAUUGAUAAAGAACAACUUAUAAAAAUUUAUAGACAGAAACAAGAUAUCGAAAACAAACAUAUUGGUCAAUGUUCUUUGUGUCGAAUGGAUUCCGUUAAUCUUCAUGGUCGAUGCUAUCAAUGUCAAGAAAAUUAUUGUCAAACAUGUUAUGGAUAUCAUGCACAUUUUUUUCCAGCAUCAUUACAUCUAUCUCGUACAUUUGAUGAAAUUCGUCUUUUACCUAAAGUUCCAAUUCAAUUAGAGGAAACAAUAUCAUUUACAUGUUCAGAACGACAUAAUAAACGUCCAUUAGAAUUUUAUUGUACAAAAUGUUGUGAAUGUCUUUGUUCAGAAUGUCUUAUUGAUGAAAAUAUGUUACAUCAUCGACAACAAUAUCAUACAAUAAAACUUUUAUCACAAAUAGCACAAGAUAAUCGUUAUCAAUUAGAACGUCUCUAUGUAAAUAAAUUAAAAUCUAUUCAUAAAGAAUUAAAUGAAACAAUUGAUUUUAUAAGUAAAAUUCUUGAUCGUGAUCAACGAUUAUUUAUUAUAUUUGAUCAAUUACAAAAACAAGAAGAUAAAGUUAAUGAACUUGAUAAAUUAAUUCAAACAUUAGUUAAUCAUGCACAUGAUGUACAUGUUGUUUUAUAUGAAAAACAAGCUAGAGAUCAAUUAACAGAAAUUUUACAUGAAAGACCGCCAAGACCAAGACAAGGAUUUUUACUUAAUGGAUUAAGAUUUGAACCAGCAACAAACUCAAAACGUCUUAUGAAAAUAAUUUUACCAUUUGAAAUACUUCCAACAGUAAAUGAUCCUAUAGCUCAACAUGUUGAACAUGUUUAUCUUGAUUUUAUUCAAAUAAAAAAUCAAACAUAUUCAAAACCUGUCAUUGGUUAUCAAGUAUCAUAUGAACAAUCGGAUUCAACAUUUUUACGUCUAUUUGGUUCAUUUAUUCCUCAACAAAUAAAACAAUUUACAUGUUCACUUUAUUCAUAUUCAUAUGUAAAUAAACAAUUUAUAAAAGAAGAUACAAGUGAAUAUUUAUUUAAUUUUCCAAAAAAAUUUGAAAAUGAAAUAAAACAAAAAGUCAAACAAGAUAUAAUAACUUAUUCUGAUAAUGAUGAACAAAUAACAAUAAUAUAUGAUUUUAAAAUUGAUUGUUUAACAAUAAAACAAUUAAAUCUUAUGUUUGGUUUAUCUGUACAUGAAAAAAAACGAGAAAAUUUUCUUGGUUAUGAUUUACAAUUAACAUCCAUACAUAUACGUUUAUUAUCAAAUAAAGAAAAAUUACUUAUUUGUGGUUUAAAAUCUAAUAAUAAUAAAUUAAUAUGUUUUAUAUAUGAUUUAAAUACACUUGAAAAUCUUGAUACAUAUUCACGUUAUAUUGGAAAAAAUAUAAAAGAUAUUCUUGAUGUUAUUAUAUAUAAUGAUGAAAAUAUUUUUAUAUGUUUUCAAACAAUUGAUAGAAGAUUAUUUAUGUGGUGUGGAAAAGAAUAUAUUGAAGAAAUAGCUUUUAGUGGUAUUGAACUUGCAGAAAAUAAAUGUAUUAUUGAUCGAUUAGCUUUAAGUCAACAAAUGGAUAUUUUAAUUGCAUAUCGAAAUGUUGAACAAGAUGAUACACGAACUUGUUUUGCAACAAGCAAAUAUUUAAUACCAUACUAUGAAACCUAA
Molecule: messenger RNA, 1920 nt
Organism: Rotaria sordida
Lineage: Eukaryota; Metazoa; Rotifera; Eurotatoria; Philodinida; Philodinidae
Source: the annotation of a GenBank genome assembly